This is a messenger RNA of Lactuca saligna, 1807 nucleotides long. Lineage: Eukaryota; Viridiplantae; Streptophyta; Magnoliopsida; Asterales; Asteraceae. The record is from the annotation of a GenBank genome assembly.
GGUUCUUUGACUUGUCGUUCACUACGCCCGCAUCGCAGACGCAGAUUUCUCACUUCUCCGCUCAUGCUCUCAUCGACGAACACAGUGAAUUCGUGAAGUGAGUAACAUCGAUCUCGUGGGUUGGUCUGCAAGCAACAUCUCGAUCCCUCUCGGUCCGUCGUCUUCCGCAGGUAAUCGGAUUUUUAGGCCUCACUGCCUCAGCUUCAAAGUCGACAGCGAAUAGGGUUUUUAAGGAGCUAAAAAAAUGUCCAAAGUUCGAGCAAUAUGGCAAGCUUCUUUAACUGCCACUAAAAGAGCUCUUUCAUGGAAUGUUGAUGACAUGUUUCCUCCUAGUGAGAGAUUUAUAUACAACUUUAAUUCCAAAGAAGAGCUUAAAAAAUGGCAUUUAUAUUCAGAUUCUGAAUAUGGAGGUUUAUCAUCAGCAGCAUUGGAGGUUACUGAUGCUGGAAAUGAACAGAGGGGUGGCACUGGAGUAUUCUCUGGGAAUCUUUCUCUGGAUGUUACCGAUGGUACAAAAUGGAAUAUUAGCCGGAGUGGAUUCUGUGGAAUGAGGUCUAAAAAGUUUGACGGGUUUAUCGAUUUAGACCCCUACGAUACCAUAGCACUAAAAGUUAGAGGAGAUGGGAGGAGUUAUAUAUCCACUAUUUAUACAGAAAAUUGGGUGAAUUCGCCUGGACAAAUGGAAGAUAAUUCAUGGCAAGCUUUUGUGUCUGUGCCUAAACAUGAUUGGGUUGUUGCAAAGAUUCCAUUGGCGCAUUACCUUCCAACAUGGAGAGGGAAUGUAAUUGAGGCGGAUAUAGAAAUGAAUCCAUCAAGAGUUGUUGGAAUGUCAUUCUCUGUGAAUGCUGAAGGUGGUGUACCUGGUGCUCAAACUGGUCCGGGUGAUUUCAGAUUGGAAAUAGAUUGGAUCAAAGCCUUGAGAACACAAUGAAUUAAAAAACAAAUAUAUAUAUAAAAAUAUAACACUUUUCUGUUUUUAGUAUAAUAAUAUCAACAUAGGAACUUACCAUGAGUGUAUUAACCUUGUAGUAAUUGUAUCUUAUAUUUAAGAUCAAAUGAAAUAAAAUCCACACUUGUAUGUUAUAUCCGGAUUAUUUAUCAUUAGGGAAGUUGUGCAUAUUUAUUGUGCGAUAUCUUUGGUGGAUGGAAAUUUCCUUUUAUAAAUUAAUUUUAUUAUUAGUAUUUGUCUUGAUGAUAAAAUCUAGUAUAACACGUUAAUAGAUAUGAAAUGUACAUGUUUUCUAUAUUUUGAAAUAAGCGUAAUGCUCAUUUAAUGUAUAUAAAUCCCCAAUAAUUGAGCAGAUAAGUUAUGUAGAUGCAUGCACAGUUUUAGAAGCAUAUGACAAAUUGGAUGAUUGGAGUUAAGAGUUAUGUUCCUAACCAUUCUACGAUUUUCUAUAUUCCUCCAAGGCUCAAGAAAUAUCGAAUACUUGAAAUUAUCCCAAUUUCAAUCAAUAGAAAUCGUAUCACGGUAAGUAUUCACACAAUCAUUGAAGUUUUUAUUAUUAUACUCACUUGAAAAAGAUGUAAUCCUUUGGUGAAGUGCCAUUUUUCAUGUUUACUAAAUAUUUUUAUUUCCAACAUCGUAGGUGGGUGUAGACAAAGGGUGAGCUCGGUGCGGUUAUUGGUCAAAACCUAUCAUUAAUCGCAGAUACGGUUAAUCCAUUUUCAACAGUGUGUACUUAGACGGUUAUUUUUGCGGUGCAAUUUUGUUCUUUGUGAUUCGGUUAUUAACCGCAUGGAUUUUGUGCAUUUAUUUUGUGUGGUUUUUAACUGUAGUUAAAAGUUCAAACAGUUUUAAAAGUUC